AGUUUGAUACUUAUGAGACUCACGUCACAUGUGUCAAUGAAUUAAGAAACAAUGAAACUCAUUACAACUUGGGAGAGGGAAAAAAGUUAUAUCUAAUGAUAAUAGACCAAUAGUUGAUAAGAACACUGUAGUUUCACUCCUAUUGGUCCCUCGUCCUAUAGAGUUUUUAUGAGAUCAAAUUAUUCUAAAAUACGAAGCUAACAAGUUAACGUGUCUUCGGUGCAUGUUCAUGCAGUUGUAAAAACCCUUGUGUCAAUAUCAUGCUAGUGUCGUGUUGCAUGUCCAUUCUAUUUGAGAAUAAUCUUGUGAUGGUAGGGUAGUGCUUGUAGAAAAUAAAAUUAGAGACAAUAGAUUAAGGAGUUUGGAGAUUAAGGAGUUUGGACAUGUCUAUUGUAGAUCGGUCAUGCGGUAGUUAGGAGUGAUAUGGUUCCGGUAGAUGAGGGGUAGACCAAAAUUGACUUUAGAGGCAGUAGUUCGAAAUGACAUUGGUUUCUUGAAUAUCACGGGACAAGUGCUCGAUGGACACAACGGAUUCAUGUAGCUAGCCCCAAUUGAGUGGGACUUGGCUUAGUUUGGUUUGGUUUUGUUUGGUAAUCUUGGUAAGACUAGAUUACUAGUACCCUUAAAUUUUUAACGGUAAGUUGGAGAUUUAAUAUGCUAACUAACUAUAUUUAGUGUCAAUAAAUGUAAGUUACGCCAGUGAGAUUCUCACAAUUUGAAAGAAGUAAUGGAGAUGGAAACAUUAAAUAUACAGAUUACGCUUAUUCUAUAAAUUGCGGUUGUUCUCUCCUAAAUCUCUCCAAGGAAACCCAACUAUUCUUCUUGAUAUUAUUUCCAUGGCAAGGAAAAUAACUAGGGGUCGCCAAAAGAUUGAAAUGAAGUUUAUUGAGUCCAAACAGGCUCGCCAAGUUACCUUCUCAAAGCGCCGAUCUGGCCUUUUCAAGAAGGCAAGCGAGCUCUGUACCUUGACUGGUUGUGAGCUUGCUCUUGUUGUCUUCUCCCCUAGUGGGAAACCCUUGUCUUUUGGCCAUAGUUGUGUUGACACAAUAGUUAAAAGGUUCCUUUGCCAAGGCCCUAUGGAAGUCGCUGGAUAUCUGGAUCCUCGUGGGUCUAUUUGUUCAACAAUCCACCAGCAGUACACUGAGUUGUGCAAGCAACUCGAGGAAGAGAAACUCCGUUCUAAAGAACUUGAAAUUGAAGGGUUGAAGCGCCCGAAGCCUUCCUGGUUUGAUACGCCGACCUAUGAGCUCAACUUGGAUCAGCUAGAGGAAUCCAUAAACCGUAUGAAAGAACUAAGUGAUAAAAUUGCCCAGAGAGUUAAUGAGCUUUCCCUUAUGGGAUCUACUCUGACAUUAGCUCCAGCAAAUCAUGUUGGAGCUAUUGAUCUCAAUGUUGCUCCACCAGAGGAGAUGUAAGCUUCCUUGGUUCCUUAUGUCGCCAUGGAAGCAGUUGGGAAGGGAAUGGCCUAGCUGUUGUUUUCUCUUUGAAGUGUAUCUUUUAUUUUACAUAUGAGUAGUUGGUCUCUUGGUUCGCUUGUCUGUCCAGCUAUUUUCUCUUUCUGGUUCGGACUUAGAUAGAUAUCCCUAGGUUAUCUUUGAGUCUUUAGUUUGAAAGGGAAUAAAAAAGCUUUCCUUCAAAUGCUUAACCUUGUGCCUUUAGUUGCGUCUUUGAUUGUGCGCUGACUAGUGUAAUAGGUGGACAGUGUUUCGAUUGUUCCUUUUUUAAAUCAAACAAUGGUUUGUUUAAGUUUGUAUACUAUCCCUAUAGAAAUGAUUAUAAUUUAUGAAAAUUAUAUCAAA
Messenger RNA from Rhododendron vialii, 1799 nucleotides. Its product is annotated as agamous-like MADS-box protein AGL61. The transcript has a single exon. Gene Ontology annotation, molecular function: RNA polymerase II cis-regulatory region sequence-specific DNA binding; protein dimerization activity; DNA-binding transcription factor activity, RNA polymerase II-specific. Gene Ontology annotation, biological process: positive regulation of transcription by RNA polymerase II. Bases 837 to 1415 code for a protein of 192 amino acids. The record is from RefSeq and is a predicted model, not a curated record. NCBI's taxonomy places the organism in Eukaryota, Viridiplantae, Streptophyta, Magnoliopsida, Ericales, Ericaceae.